Molecule: messenger RNA, 792 nt
Organism: Balaenoptera musculus (blue whale)
Lineage: Eukaryota; Metazoa; Chordata; Mammalia; Artiodactyla; Balaenopteridae
Gene: CD70
Product: CD70 molecule
Biological process (GO): immune response; tumor necrosis factor-mediated signaling pathway
Cellular component (GO): extracellular exosome; plasma membrane
Molecular function (GO): tumor necrosis factor receptor binding
Source: RefSeq, a predicted model, not a curated record
AUGUUCAGUGAAGGUUUGUUGAAUGAGUACCAGGAAGUCUGGUCCCUCCCUUUGCCGGACAUCCCCAGGGUGGGGCACGGUUGGUCCCUGGCAGGUUCAGGCAGGCAGAGAGGGCCCCAUAGCUGUGCGCGAGCUGGUUCCUUCCCUCUUCCUGCCUGCCGUCUACAUACCCUCCACCCUGUCACACAGCUGAUGAAGUGCUUGCAGAGGAUCAUGAUGGCAGAGGAGGCCUCGGGCUGCCAGGUGCCUCACCGGCCCUGGGUGUCCAUCUGGUGGGUGGCUUUGUUGCUGCUUCUCCUUGGCAUGGUGAUAGGCUGCCUCGUCUGCAGUGUUCACCUCACCCGAAAGCAGCAGCUGGAUUCAACUGAGUGGGACUUAGCGGAGCUGCAGCUGAAUCACACAGGAUCACGGCAGGACCCCAGGCUGCGCUGGCAGGGAAGCCCAGCCCUGGGCCGCUCCUUCGUGCAUGGGCCAGAGCUGGACAACGGGCAGCUGCGUAUCCAACGUGAUGGCAUUUAUAGGCUGCACAUCCAGGUGACCUUAGCCAACUGCUCCUUCUCCACAUGGACCGCCAAGCCCCACAGCGCCACCCUGACCGUGGCCAUCUGCUUCCCCACGGCCCACAGCGUCAGCCUGCUACGCCUCAGCUUUCACCACGGCUGCUCCGUCGCCUCCCAGCGCCUGACGUUCUUAGCCCACGGGGACAUUCUCUGCACCAACCUUACUCAGCCUCUGCUGCCCUCCAGAAACGCUGAUGAGACUUUUUUUGGGAUUCAGUGGGUGUGCCCUUGA